This is a messenger RNA of Gadus macrocephalus (Pacific cod), 5780 nucleotides long. Its product is annotated as homeobox-containing protein 1-like. The transcript is spliced from 10 exons. The record is from RefSeq and is a predicted model, not a curated record. Gene Ontology annotation, cellular component: nucleus. Gene Ontology annotation, biological process: positive regulation of DNA-templated transcription. Gene Ontology annotation, molecular function: double-stranded telomeric DNA binding. The coding region runs from base 239 to 1795 and encodes 518 amino acids. Lineage: Eukaryota; Metazoa; Chordata; Actinopteri; Gadiformes; Gadidae.
GAGUGAAUACUGUCUAUGUCGUUCUAACUCUAUACGACUACGAGUCCCAGAAAGCAUUGCGUUGCCAUGUCAAUAUGGCUUCUGUCUGUCGGACAAAGGCAAAUCAGUCUCGCUACCCAGUAAAAUCAAAUUAACAUUCUAAGUAGCAACCGGAAACCCAUCCGUGCAUGCUAGUCCUGGAAACACAAGGGACCAAAUCCAUCUGUCAAUUAAAUGUUGCGGAGGUCGGCGAUCACGGAUGCAGUCAGCCAGGAUGUCCCAUCCCUGCGAGGAGCCGCGCUUCACCAUCGAGCAGAUCGACCUGCUGCAGCGCCUGUGGCGCUCCGGCAUGACGCAGGCGGAGAUCGUGCACGCCCUGGACACCCUGGAGCGCCUGGAGCGCCAACACAGCCGUCUGCCCAGCCCCCGUUCCCGCCCGCCACCGCCACGCUCCUCCUCUUCCUCCACCACCUCCACCGCCACUCAGACCUGUUUCGCCGGGAACGGGGCGUCGCCGUCGCCCAGUAACCUGUACCGCACCUCGCCGCCCCUCCUGGCGUCGGCCCCAACGCCCGUUUCCAUGGCGGCGGCGGCGGCGGAGAACGGUCUCGUCGGCAUGGCGAAUGGGAAGCUGUCUCCUCCGAGGUUUCCCGUGGCCAUGAUCGGCAGCAGCGGUGGGGUCGUGGCCCAGAGCUACGGCUUCGAGACCAGUGAGGAAGACCUGGAGUUCGAGGAGAAGGUGGAAGAACUCAUGAGAAUGGACAGCGCUGUGAUUAAAGAGGAGAUCAAAAACUUCCUGGGAAACAGGCGGAUCUCGCAAGCUGUGGUUGCCCAGGUAACAGGAAUUAGUCAGAGCCGGAUCUCCCACUGGCUGGUGCAGCAGGGAUCAGACCUGAGUGACCAGAAGAAACGGGCCUUCUACCGCUGGUAUCUGCUGGAGAAGACCAACCCAGGGGCUACUCUGGCCAUGCGGCCCGCGCCAAUGGCCAUGGACGAGAUGGUGGAGUGGCACCAAACCCCGCCCUCCUUUGGCUCCAUGCCGGGGGGGUCCCGUCUAAGGCGGGGGAGUCGCUUCACCUGGAGGAAGGAGUGUCUUUCUGUCAUGGAGAGCUACUUCAGUGAUAACCAGUACCCUGACGAGGCGAAGAGGGAGGAGAUCGCGAGCGCCUGCAACGCGGUCAUCCAGAAGCCAGGGAAGAAGCUGUCUGAUCUGGAGAGGGUCACAUCUCUGAAGGUCUAUAACUGGUUCGCUAACCGACGCAAAGAGAUGAAGAGGCGCGCAAACAUAGAAGCAGCCAUCUUGGAGAGCCACGGCAUGGAUGUGGUGAGCCCGGGGGGCCACUCCAACAGCGACGAGGUGGACGGCAACGACUUCCCAGAGCAGGGCUCUGAGGUGUCGGUGUUUGACAAGAGGGCAGCAAACAGAGCGUUUGGACUGAGCCGAAUAGACCUGUCCUCACCCACACAGGUCCCAUCUCUUCUCCCCAGCUGGUUGGCUGCCUGGCCGGGCUUGGGCAGGGGGGGUGUGACUGGACAGAAGGGCAACCCUCUGAUAGGCCGAUCGUUGUUAGGGGCGGGGGCUCAGGCAGAGGCUUCCAGACUGACGGGUGUGUCCUGGUCUCCCCCCUCCCCCUCCCUCCAGGAUGAACCCACCAAUCACAGCUCACCCACUGAGGUCCAGGACCCGAUCAGCUUGGCUGUGGAGAUGGCGGCGGUCAAUCAUACUAUCUUAGCCCUAGCCAAUCAGGCGUCUGACGGCGGCGCGGGGGGCAGCACAGGAAAUGACAUCAAGACAGAGACGAUGGAGGACGAAUGAAGACGGCGCGCCGGAGAGGAGCUUUGGGAUGAGAGAGGUGCGUUGGUGUUUGGGUGUGGUUGUUCAAGUUCACCGCUCUACCUCCACCCCCCCCCCCCCCCCACGCUACACCAGACUGUCCCAGGCAUUACCGCUACAUCCCCAAAAAUAGAAUUAUUACUUUGAUAUAACGCUCAUUAUUAUAAAUGAAUUAUUAUAAGCGAUUUUUGUUUACAACAGUUUGACGGAAGGCAGGUAGGCAGACGAGUGAGCAGAAAACGUAAGUCGUAGUUUUAGUCAAAUACCUUACUGUGCCAAGAGCCUCCAGGCCACCUGCCUUUCUAAACAUGUUGAAUAUAGCCGAGAGAUAUCAGAAAAUACUGAAAAUAGACCGACGCGCCGAGGCUUGUCUUCCUGGGUGGAGGAAAUUAACAUUGUCCCUUGUUUGAGUCGUAAGGAGUUCUGCAGAAAUCCUCGGAACCCAAUGUGAUCUCAUGACGUGAUAUAUGAACCGGCUCUCUGUUGGCUUAGCAGUAUGAAACGGAUCAAAAUAACAUGGGAGACGUAUUGAUAAACCAAGAGGUCUAGAAAUACGUGGACAGUAGCGGCUGGUUGGAAGCUUGAUAAUAUUAAAUGUACGCCUCUGUCUUUAGUUGGAGGACUAGCUCUUUGACAGACUUAAGGACUCAAAAAGGUUAGAUUUUUAUAUGGAUAUGUUAUUCAAAUGCACAUCAGAGGUUAGGCCUGUUUGUGACUUCCACAAUCUAUUCUUGAGUCCAGGAAAGUCACGCCACACUGUAGAAAACCUUGAGAUUUUCUGACAAAUGUAUAUGAAUGCGAAAAGUCCCCACAGAAUUCUACCAAUCGGAUAAGCUUUAAACUUUUAUAUCUACUAAUUAAUUGGGAAUCAAAAACAAUCUCACAUUCUUGGCAUAUCCAUGGCAGGACUAUUUGAUGUUUUGUUGUACUCAGUCUUGGAUCAUUGGUGUCACAAACAGGGCAAAUGAGAUGUGUUAUAUUAAUGCAAAUACAACGCAUAUCUCUUUUAAAAAAUGUAUCUAUUUAAGCAUUACAAAUGUUUUCAAAAUACAGAUAACUCUUUAAACAAGGUCAGAAUUGCAUAACCUGUAAAUAGUCUAAUGCUACAAAGUCAAGGCUACAAAGUGUGGUAUCAAAAUCUGGUUAAUUUGCCAUGGGCAAAAUAACAAAGGGUGGUUAUUGCGUGUGUUUUGAAAAGGGCUCGAGCCUUGAACUGCACUUUGUGUGACUGGCCAUUAGCCAGAACCGCGUUGACCUCCUACGGGCAAAACAAUUAACCAACAAACGCAUCACACUGAAGAUGCAUUGAAUGUUUUGCCCAUACGGUGAAAUGUCUGACAGCCUAAUUUAUGUUAAACAAUCUUAUUCCCGUACAGAGUUGUCCAUAUUUCUCCAGUCUCUUAGGCUUUCCAUGUAUCAGUGUAAUAUACUGACUGACACCUGACACCAGUCAGACAAGUGGAAAACAAAAGUAACAUUUGGGACAUUGCUGUCCAAGGCAACUUUCCUCUGCAAAGUAACUCAAAUGUAGGAUGAUCAAUUACUUAAACACCUUUUUAACUGAAUUGACUAAUGGUGGCAUUUAAAAAAAAGUGCUUCACCAGCGCAGAAUUGGUGGAAAACUAGAGCUGGCUAGUUAGUGUGUACUUACCAAUUAACACAGGCUAGCUAUAACGUUGACACUUGUUAGCCAUACCCUUUGACACUGGCUAGCUAUACUGUUAGCUUACUAUAUAGCUUGCUUGUGUUACCACUAACUAGAUACUGUUAACACUAACAUGCUAUACUGUAAAUAUUAACACAAGCUAUCAUAUUUACACACUAGCCAGCUAUUUACACAAGAAAAAUAUGCUAUUUAGACAAGCUAUAUGUCAUGUUAAAUCAAACAUGUUAAAUCAAACCAGUUUGUUUGGUUAAACUUAGUGCUGCCAUCAAGUGAAAAGAUUCAAGUUUUCAUGAUACAACAUUUAUUUUAACAAUAAACUAUUUACAAAUACCUCAGUCUCCAAAUCUUAUAAGCUAAAUACUUGUAAGCUAACUACUUCGCUCCAUAGAGUGCUGCUUCAACAUGCUACCAGGUUUUACCGUUAUAGUUGUAUUGAGGAUUUCUCAAUAUGAUUAAUUUAGAUAUAAUCUCUGGGGUUUUUCAGUUCAACAUGGAAGAAACAUGCUUCCAACCAUACUUUUCAGGGACUAUAGAGAUCAAUAUCUUUUGUUUAUUAAUUGUUUUACGCAAAUAGGACAAUACUUUUAACACAAUCAUUAUCCUCAGGCACCAGUGAAAAAUAAUACUUUCUUAGAUCUGGUUGGUAAGCGGACACUGAACUGAAGUUCCUCUUGAAAGAGCUAAACCAAACCGGACAAGAUGAUACUAUGUGUUUCAUGACCUCUUUACGUUCUUUUUUUUUUAUCUCAAAGCACAAAAGUGCAUCAUAAUAUUCUCCAGUUUAACUCCUAAAUCUUCCAUUAAAGACAAGAUUGCAGGAAAACUUAAAAGUAGUUAUUCAUAAGCUGCCUGGACUGUUGGAAAUAUACUGUAUUAAGCUUCCAGGACUGUUGGCAGCACCGCAACUAUUGUGAAACAAUUGCAUCUAAAUUCCCCAGGAAACCCUCCAAUAGGAUAUAGAAAAUAUACCUGAUUUCAUACGAUCCCUUACCCUCAUUUGAGUAACCAUUUUUUUACCAAAUCCAUUCUCAAGGCUUAUGAAGCAGCUUGAAGUUGCACGCUUUUGUUGGGGAAAACCGUAUACUGUCUGAUUCUAGGAAUAUUCUGCUGUUUAUUCUGGGGUAUUUUUACAGAACUAUUCAAGUAGUGUCCAUCCAAGAAUAUAUGUUGACCAGGUACCACAAGGUUUGUUUUAGACCAAAUGUCUAAUUUAACUUGAAUCCUGAAUUAUUUCCCACCGAGUGUUUCUUAAACGGAGGCGUUGUUAGCUAGUGAUGUUGUACUGUAAUCAAAUAUGUUAAAACAAAAUAUAUAUAUACAUUCACAAAUGCUAUUGCAAAAUAUUUUAUAUCUUUUUUUCUUUUUGUGAAAUCUGCCAAGCAGAGACUAAGUCAUGUGAUUCAUUUAAGAUGUCAGCAUGUUUUAUAAAGAUUGUUUCCGGACUGUAAGUCAUGUCUGUAUUACCAUGUAUGUGUCGUUUUGUUGUAACAUGCAGUAUCUGCCUCCGGUCUUCCUUUAGCCAUGUCGAAAAAGAGAUUAUGACAGGCGGAACAUGACUGACCUCAGUCUGUACAGUGACACCAGAUCACCUCCCUCUCCCCUGUAUUAAACCGAGAACGGCCCAUCAAGGCUGACCUGAGAUCAACCCAAUCAGGUCCAGCAGUAAACUGUGGUCAAAGAGUAUCUAGAGAGCGAUAAAAGUUAAAAUAAAAUCCUACAUUUUAUUAUCUACUCUCUGCUAACAGAUAUUUGUAACAAAAAGUCCAUGAUUAACCAUCAUAUCAACAGCGACUAGACAGACCAGGCUUGGCUCUGCGGGAAGUCAAACAAUAAUUGCCACAACACAUUGUAGCUCAACAUUCACUUCCUUGUCGUGUGAUUAUUGCAUCAGAGAACGUGGGUGAUUUGGUUGCAGCACCAUUCGCGACUAACCCACUUGGCUGCUCCCUUGCAAAGUUACAUAGUACAGAAUUAAAUUGUUUCAAAUAUUAUUCUGUCCGUGUAAAUUCUUUUAAAUUUGUAUUUUUUUAUUGAACUCUUCAGAUGAAAGAACAAACUUCUAAAGGAUGUUUGGUUCAUUUGAAAUGAUCAAUGUCAGGACGUCCUGUGUUUUGUCUCAGUGUCACUGUUUAGUGCCUUUUUGGACAGUAGACUGUUUUGUAAUCGAUAUGUAGUAAUGCCUACAUAAGCCUUUUUAUUCCUUUUUUUCAUCUGUUGAAAAAUCCUGAUUUAAUUUGAAACUGUUUUUAUUGCCGUUGUAUCCGCCAGGGAAUUAAAGUGAUUAAAAAUGUCUGAACUGAG